This is a messenger RNA of Neodiprion fabricii, 1115 nucleotides long. It is a transcript of the gene Dhpr, whose product is annotated as dihydropteridine reductase. The coding region runs from base 109 to 825 and encodes 238 amino acids. Gene Ontology annotation, cellular component: cytoplasm. The transcript is spliced from 5 exons. The record is from RefSeq and is a predicted model, not a curated record. NCBI's taxonomy places the organism in Eukaryota, Metazoa, Arthropoda, Insecta, Hymenoptera, Diprionidae. Gene Ontology annotation, molecular function: 6,7-dihydropteridine reductase activity; NADPH binding; NADH binding. Gene Ontology annotation, biological process: L-phenylalanine catabolic process; tetrahydrobiopterin biosynthetic process.
AUCCUUAUACCUCUAUGCGCUGAACUCCGCGCGUUUCUCUCCACGCAUUCGUACUUAUAUUACCCUGGAUUUUCAUCGUUAUAUUCACUUAUUGAUGUUUAUUGAACAAUGGCAGCCGCCGUUCUCGGUCGCGUGCUCGUGUACGGGGGCAAAGGAGCCCUCGGCUCUACUUGCGUCACUCAAUUCAAAUCGAAAAACUGGUGGGUUGGGUCCAUCGACAUGAGAGAGAAUGACCUCGCAGAUGUCAACGUUAUCGUCCCAUCCAAUGCAACAUGGGAAGAACAGGAAAACCAGAUCUUGUCGCAAAUUAAAGAAGUUCUGAAAGGGGAGAAGCUGGACGGUGUUAUUUGCGUGGCAGGUGGCUGGGCUGGUGGUAAUGCAGCAAGCAAAGAUUAUGUCAAAAAUAGUGAUCUGAUGUGGAAGCAAAGCGUCUGGAGUUCAGUAAUUGCCUCUAGUAUUGCUGCCCACCAUUUGAAACAGGGAGGUUUCCUAACGCUGACUGGUGCCAAGCCUGCAAUUGAGGGAACACCUGGUAUGAUUGGGUACGGAAUGGCCAAGGCGGCUGUUCACCAAUUGACAAAGUCAUUGGCUAAUGAAGGAAGCGGUCUUCCUAAGGAUUCUCUUGUUGCCACAAUUUUACCCGUCACACUAGAUACUCCUAUGAACAGGAAGUGGAUGCCAGAUGCUGAUACGUCAACGUGGACGCCAUUGGAAUUUGUAGCAGGGCUAUUUUUCAAAUGGGGUCAAAAUCAGGACAGACCGUCAAAUGGAAGCCUUUUGCAGCUGAUCACUAAAAAUAAUCAGACGGAAUUAAUAACUGUCUAAGAUUGGAAACAACCAAGCUGUCGAAGAUGAAAUACGAACUACCAUGACAAUACUGCAAUUCUGUGAACAUAUUUGUAGGCAUAAGUCGAUUUUGAACGUGGACCAAUUUUAUUUUUAGUCGGCCCUCAACACGAAUCCGAUGUAGAAAUUGUACAGCUUUAAGCAUUUUUUUUUAAAUUUGCUGCAUAUUUUGCGUCUCGAAAGGUAAUAUACUUUUGCUCGUUCCAAACGGUGCUUCUAAUAAUUGAUACAGAUAUAUGUAAAGCAAAUAAAUUGAUCGAUUCGAUUUA